Molecule: messenger RNA, 779 nt
Organism: Nomascus leucogenys (northern white-cheeked gibbon)
Lineage: Eukaryota; Metazoa; Chordata; Mammalia; Primates; Hylobatidae
Gene: AAMDC
Product: adipogenesis associated Mth938 domain containing
Exons: 6
Coding region: 306-674 (122 amino acids)
Biological process (GO): positive regulation of fat cell differentiation
Cellular component (GO): cytoplasm
Source: RefSeq, a predicted model, not a curated record
CCCGGAGCAGCGCCGGGAGGGUAAGUUCGGGGAGAGCACUGCGCCGUUUGGGAACGCAACUUUGAGGAGACAGUGCGGUGGUUCUGGAGGCUGGGAAGUCCAAGACCAGUUGGCUCGCAUCUGGUGAGAGCCUUCUUGCUGUAUCAUCCUAUGGUGGAAGUCAUCACAUGGUGGAAGCGCAAAGAGAGGGCCAUACUUGUCCUUUUAUAAUGAACCUACUACUCCUGCAAUAACAGCAUAAUCUAUUCGUGAGGGCGGAACCCUCAUGGCCUAAUCAGCUCUUAAAGCUUUCAGUGAAGUUCCUUAUGACUUCCCCUGAAAUUGCUUCCUUAUCAUGGGGGCAAAUGAAAGUAAAAGGCUCUAAUACAACCUAUAAGGACUGCAAAGUAUGGCCAGGGGGCAGUCGGACUUGGGAUUGGAGAGAAACAGGAACUGAGCAUUCUCCUGGUGUGCAGCCUGCAGAUGUGAAGGAAGUUGUUGAGAAGGGUGUACAGACUCUUGUGAUUGGCCGAGGGAUGAGUGAGGCCUUGAAGGUGCCUUCAUCAACUGUGGAGUACCUCAAGAAACAUGGCAUUGAUGUGCGGGUCCUCCAGACAGAGCAGGCAGUGAAGGAGUAUAAUGCCUUGGUUGCCCAAGGGGUCAGGGUGGGAGGUGUCUUCCAUUCCACCUGCUGAUGGAGCCUUAAGAGGAGAAUAAAUCAUUUCUGUCCCUCAGGUAGAGACUACAGUGGUACUAACAUUAAAUACUUCAACACAAGGUCAGUCUAGAAGCUCCAUGAG